UCAAAAAAAGAGCACACCCGGGUUUUCAGAGCUGUGGAAGAUAAGAACAUCGGUCCUUUGAUCAAGACUUCUAUGAAUCGCUGCAUCCACUGCACCAGAUGUGUUCGAUUUGCGAAUGAGGUAGCUGCUUUCCCCGAGUUCGGAACUACUGGGCGCGGAUUUGAUAUGCAGAUUGGAACUUACGUAGAAAAGCUUUUCGCAUCCGAGUUAUCGGGUAAUGUCAUCGAUCUCUGCCCCGUUGGUGCUCUGCUGAGCAAACCCUACAGCUUUACCGCUCGACCAUGGGAAUUACGAAAGACAGAAAGUGUUGAUGUUAUGGAUGCCCUUGGUUCUAAUAUUGUGAUCCAUCAUAGAGGAGGAGAACUGAUGCGGAUUAAUCCGAAAAUGAACGACGAGGUAAAUGAAGAAUGGAUUAGUGACAAAGCGCGUUUUUCGUAUGAUGGACUAAAGACUCAGCGUCUUAUUUGCCCCAUGAUCAAAGAUCAAAGCGGUGUUUUGAGGUAA
This is a messenger RNA of Cylicostephanus goldi, 504 nucleotides long. Lineage: Eukaryota; Metazoa; Nematoda; Chromadorea; Rhabditida; Strongylidae. The record is from the annotation of a GenBank genome assembly.